Wasmannia auropunctata (little fire ant) is the source of this 1403-nucleotide messenger RNA. RefSeq lists its product as uncharacterized. Bases 78 to 1403 code for a protein of 441 amino acids. Lineage: Eukaryota; Metazoa; Arthropoda; Insecta; Hymenoptera; Formicidae. The transcript has 3 exons. The record is from RefSeq and is a predicted model, not a curated record.
GACUUCGCCGCGGGAGAUUUUUCAGACAGUUUGGAAAAUCUACGGCGUCUAUAGGAUUGCCAUUAUUUCGAUAGAAGAUGACUUUCGAUGUCUCAGACAACUUGAACGGGUAUCCUAUACGCGUGGUCGUGUUCCCGUCUCUGAUGAUGGAGAUUACACACGACGAAGGCACCAAGAGUUCCAGAUUCAGUAGACUGGACGCGAACGUGAUGUCGUUGUUGGAGCGAGCGAUGGGAGCUCAGUUUCGUAUCAACGUGUUUCAUAUCGUCAACUCCACCGACGGAGAUUACGGAGAUCCGUUUCAUCGUGCUCUUCAAUACAUCGAGUAUGGUGAGUCGGAGAUAAUCAUCACCAGUUUCUUUAUUCGACGAUAUAAGGAUGAAUAUCGAAAAUAUGAAUUCACAGCUAGCAUUUACGAAGACAAGCUGUGCUUGAUCGCGCCCACGGCCGAUUUUGUGCCGAAAUCGUACAUGCCAAUAAUGUCAUUCGCGUCUAAUCUGUGGGUUGCUCUCGCGGUGUACAAUAUUCUCGUGUCCGUUUUGUGGUUCCUCAUCAAAUACUACAGCAUGUCGUUUCGUCGGCAAAAGGCCGUUCUCCUUCCCUUAGCGAGAACGACGGAAGAAUACGUUCUUUCACGGCGAUCCGCCGCGGAUCUACCGCCGCCGAGAGUGCAUCCUUACGUUUCGUCGUGCUUCGAUCUUAUCGAAACCUCGUGUUACCCAUUGAGGGAGGACGGCGCGGCCGGCGCGGGCGGUAGCACGACCGCUCAAAGAGCCCUGCUGAUCGGCACGCUUUUCUUCGGACUCAUUGUCACCGGUCUCUAUCAAAGUUGCCUCAUGUCCAGCUUGAGCGAUCCCUUUCAUUAUCCCGAGCUCAAUACUUUGGAGGAUGUCGCUUCCUCGAAUCUCACCAUCAUUACCAAGUACUACAACUUGAAGGAGAACACGUUCACGGAGAAUACCACUCUGGAUAACAAAUUGCGGAGUAAGACCAAAGUGUUUGUUUCUGAAGAGUCUACCUACGACGUCGUGGCCUUCGGCAGGAGAACGAUUGCCAUCAGUCGUUACGCGUCAGUCAAAUUGAAUGAUAUGUCCAGCUACUAUGAUGUAGACGGCAACGAACUGCUCCACAUAGUCGAGGAAUGUCCGACCACUUACUUGUUGUCCUACGUAAUGAGGCUCCACUCGCCGUAUCGAGAGAGAAUCAACGAAUUACUGCUACGAAUGCAGGAAGCUGGUCUCGUUCGUCUGUGGUACGAGCGCAUGGCUUAUCCGUAUUACGUGGCCGAGCAGAAGCGAAAGAUGGACAAGAGUGAAAGAAAGAUUAAAUUGACCAUGGAGCAUUAUUCUCUCACUUUCGUCGGGCUUACAAUCGGUUUACUUUCUUGCACCCUGCGCUCUUGA